This is a messenger RNA of Dermochelys coriacea (leatherback sea turtle), 2298 nucleotides long. It is a transcript of the gene GALT, whose product is annotated as galactose-1-phosphate uridylyltransferase. The transcript has 11 exons. Gene Ontology annotation, cellular component: cytoplasm. NCBI's taxonomy places the organism in Eukaryota, Metazoa, Chordata, Testudines, Dermochelyidae. Gene Ontology annotation, molecular function: UDP-glucose:hexose-1-phosphate uridylyltransferase activity; zinc ion binding. Gene Ontology annotation, biological process: beta-D-galactose catabolic process via UDP-galactose, Leloir pathway. The coding region runs from base 159 to 1220 and encodes 353 amino acids. The record is from RefSeq and is a predicted model, not a curated record.
CAGAGCGGCCGCUCCCGGCUCGGCGUGGGGGGGAGGGAACGUGGCGGCGCGUACGCAGUGACGUAGAGCACGUGCCCCCCUCUGCCACCGCCCCUUUAACGGCGGGGUCACGUGCCGGGGGCGGGGAGUCACGUGACGCGGAAGCGGUGGCGGGCUCGAUGGAGGCGCGCUCGGAGGUCGAGAGUUCGGGGCCCGGCGGGGCGCGCCCGGCGGUCGGGUCCUUCCAGCCCAGCGAGCACCAGCACGUCCGCUAUAACCCCCUGAGGGAUGACUGGGUGCUGGUGUCCGCCCACCGGAUGAGGCGUCCCUGGCAGGGGCAGGUGGAGAAACCCCCGCCAGAGGACGUCCCUCGCUGUGACCUGUCCAACCCGCUGUGCCCUGGAGCAGUGCGAGCCAACGGGGAGGUGAAUCCGCAGUACACGAGCACGUUUGUCUUCGACAAUGACUUCCCAGCACUGCAGCCGGAUGCCCCAGAACCCGACGCCUGCAGCCACCCCCUGUUCCGAGCAGCAUCUGCCCGAGGAGUUUGCAAGGUCAUGUGCUUCCAUCCUUGGUCUGACCUGACACUGCCGCUCAUGUCGCUGGCAGAGAUCCGGGCAGUGAUUGACAAGUGGGCGGAGCUCACGGCGGAGCUGGGCGCUUCCUAUCCCUGGGUGCAGAUAUUUGAGAACAAAGGGGCCAUGAUGGGCUGCUCCAACCCUCAUCCUCAUUGCCAGGUCUGGGCCAGUAACUUCCUCCCCAACGAAGCCCGGCUGGAGGACCGGACGCAGCGGCAGCACCUCCAGGAGCGCGGUGUGCCCAUGUUGUUGGAGUACGCCCGGCUGGAGGCUCAGAGGAAGGAGCGGCUGGUGGUGGAGAACGCGGACUGGCUGGUGGUGGUCCCCUAUUGGGCCGUGUGGCCUUUCCAGACCUUGCUUCUGCCCCGCCGUCACAUCUGCCGCCUCCAGGAGCUCAGCAACAGUGAAAGGGAUAGUCUCGCUUCGGUCAUGAAAAGGCUUCUCACCAAGUACGACAACCUCUUUGAGGUUUCCUUCCCGUACUCCAUGGGCUGGCACGGCGCCCCCAUGGGGCCUCACUUGGGAGAAGACUGUGGGCACUGGCAGCUUCAUGCCCACUACUACCCGCCCCUCCUCCGCUCGGCCACUGUCCGCAAGUUCAUGGUGGGCUACGAGAUGCUAGCGCAGACUCAGCGGGACCUGACGCCGGAGCAGCUGGAGUAGCCACGUGGGGUCUUGGUGCCGGUUCCAGUGCCCUCGGCUCUCUGCGGAAGUCUUACCCGUGCUCUCCCUUUCCCUGCAGGCCGCUGAGCGUCUGAGGACUCUGCCCGAGGAGCAUUACAGGGUGAGGCCACGGGAGGCAGCGUGACGAGCUGUGUCGUACAAGGAGGGGAGCUGGCACAUUGCAGAGUGGGCACCGGCCACACACUGGAACUUGGUUACUUUGUUUUUCGGACCAGUGGGAAUUGGGCUGUGGAGGGAUCUUCUCUGCAGCUGGAGGAGCUGGUGGGCAGAGCACAGUGGAGUCUCUUCAGCAGGCUGCUUUGUGGGCAAUGGUAGUCCUCACUCAAGGUGAAGCUGAGACCUGCAAACUUGUGUCACUUGUGAGCCAGUUGGAAAGUCCUGCAGGUCUCAGAAGGCAUCCGAGUCUGCCCCUUGUAGAGGAGCAACCAGUACAGGUCCCACUGGCUUCCUGUCCCAUCCCCCGUGUGCUCGCUGGAGUGGCAUUUCGGAGCCCAGGGCCCUGGCCCCUAGGGUGGGUGACUGGCUAUGUGAGCUCCCCACAGCUCAGAGCUGGGUCUCUGGGGGCUGUCACCCCAUGGGAGCUCCCAGGCUGCAGCGGGUGGAGAGUUGCUGUCAGCCUACUAUGUCAGCAGCAGGGCGCACUGUGGCAUAUAUUGAAAGGGUGCUCUGGAGGGGGUCAGGUCAGGUAACCCCUGUGGGCUUCUGGCAAGGAGCCUGGUUCUGGCUUGUGGGGUGGCGGGAAAUGGUUCAGAGUCCCUGGCCCUGUGAGUCCCUGAGUCUGCUGCUGAGGGACAAAUUCUUUGUAGCUUUUUUAAGCCCUUGAUGCCCACAUUUCCAGCCCCGUGCAUGCCAACCCCAGUGCCAGCCCCUGCCCCACUGGUGGGCUCAGAAAGCCCCAUGUAUGAUGGAGUUUAGCCCCUCACUCCCACCCUUUCCCCCUGCCGUUGUGUGCCAUGGCCAGUGGCUGCUUGCUAGCCUGCUGCCUCUCACCUGCUCUCCACGGUGCUGCCUGUGGGCGCUUGGCUUUUCACUCGCUUCAAUAAAACCUAAAACCAAA